Hymenoscyphus albidus is the source of this 246-nucleotide messenger RNA. Lineage: Eukaryota; Fungi; Ascomycota; Leotiomycetes; Helotiales; Helotiaceae. The record is from the annotation of a GenBank genome assembly.
AUGACCACCCGCACCCAUCCCCACCCCGGGUCCGUAGACAGCCUGGAGACCCGACGGCGUCCCUUGCAAGCUGGGGAUAUGGUGUUCCUGCGAGGGCGCAAAGGGGAUGACGGGGGGCCGGAGCUCGAAUUCGCGCUCGCGUUUGCGGAGGUAGGCGCGCCGCCAGAUGCAAGCCCCGAUCCAGCCGCCGACGAUGGCGACGACAAGGAUGACGAGCAUGAUGACCCAUUUCCAGUGGCCUUCUAG